Miniopterus natalensis is the source of this 363-nucleotide messenger RNA. It is a transcript of the gene LY6D, whose product is annotated as lymphocyte antigen 6 family member D. Lineage: Eukaryota; Metazoa; Chordata; Mammalia; Chiroptera; Miniopteridae. The record is from RefSeq and is a predicted model, not a curated record. Gene Ontology annotation, biological process: lymphocyte differentiation. Gene Ontology annotation, cellular component: cell surface.
AUGAAGUUGGCCCUGCUGCUCCUUGUCACCCUGGCUGCGGCCACUGUGCCAGCCCAAGCUCUCCGCUGUCACGUGUUCUCCAGUGCCACCAACUGUAAGAAGCCUCAGAGCUGCCCAGUCAACUCUCGCUACUGCAGGACCCUAACUAAGGUGGAGCCUCUGUCAGGGGACCUGGUGGCAAAGGACUGAGUGGAAUUGUGCGUGCCCACCUACAACCUGCCCAGCCAGGUCAGCAGUGGCACAGGGGCCACCCUGUGCUGCCAGGGUGACCUGUGCAAUGACAGACUGCUGAGCCCCACUCACCAGCACCACCCUGGACCUGCUGCUGGCUCUGGGCCUCCUUGCCUUCAUCUUGGCCCCUAG